AUGUCUGCUCUCACACUUGUCCUUCUUCUGUCUGCUACCACGGUCUCUUCUGUCUUUGGUGCUUCCUCCUGCGUUGGCACCAUCUCAUCCUUGGACGACGUCGCCGCUGCGGUUAAGUGCACCACCGUCAACAUCAAUUCCUUCAUUGUCCCCGCGGGCAAGACUUUUGAUCUUUCCCUCGCCGCUGGCACUACUGUCAAUCUGAAUGGCGACGUCAGCUUCGGUAACCAGACCUGGGCAGGUCCCCUCUUUCAAAUCAGUGGAAGCUCCAUCACAUUCAAUGGCAAUGGUCAUACGUUCAACGGUAACGGACCAUUCUAUUGGGAUGGACAGGGCGGGAAUGGAGGGGUCACGAAACCCCAUCCAAUGAUGAAGAUUAAGAUCUCCGGCACAUUUACCAAUAUCAAAGUCUUGAACUCUCCAGCACAUGUCUAUAGUGUUUCCAACCCGGCUCCACUAGUCAUGUCAAAACUGACCAUCGAUAACUCUGCGGGAGAUGCUGCAAACUCUAAAAGCGGCGGUAAAGCGGCUGGUCACAACACCGAUGGCUUUGACGUCAGCACCACCGACCUGACAAUUGAGGACAGUACCGUUUACAACCAAGACGAUUGUAUUGCUAUCAACAAGGGUUCGAAUAUCGUGUUCCAGAGGAAUACUUGUGUUGGUGGGCAUGGUAUCUCCAUCGGAUCGAUCUCGACGGGGGCUACUGUUUCUGGCGUGAUCAUCUCUGGUAACACCAUCACGAACAACGACAACGGCCUUCGCAUUAAAACCAAAGCAUCCGCUACUGAUGCGUCUGUCUCAAAUGUAACUUACUCGGGUAACACAGCUACUGGCAUCCGGAAGUAUGGCGUUCUCAUCGACCAGAGCUACCCCGACACGCUCGGCACUCCCGGGAAGAAUGUGCAUAUUUCUGGCAUCACAUUCUCUGGUGCUGAGUCAGAUGUUGCGGUUGUCUCUGGAGCGAAACGUGUAGCAGUCAACUGCGGGGAUUGCACAGGCACUUGGGACUGGGGAAAGCUGAAAGUCAGCGGUGGCUCCGCUGGUUCGAUCUCCGGCUUCAGUGGAAUCGAGAAUUUCAGUCUGUAGAUAAGUCUUGGGGAGUUUCAUCUAUAUAGAAUGUCGAUUUGCUAUCUAUAUGCCUGCGCUAUCCAAGCUUCAAGCUUCAGGUUUCAGGGAACAGAGGAGAUCAACUUAGUUAUCGAC
Messenger RNA from Heterobasidion irregulare TC 32-1, 1206 nucleotides. It is a transcript of the gene gh28.1, whose product is annotated as glycoside hydrolase family 28 protein. The record is from RefSeq and is a predicted model, not a curated record. Gene Ontology annotation, cellular component: extracellular region. Gene Ontology annotation, biological process: pectin catabolic process. Gene Ontology annotation, molecular function: polygalacturonase activity. NCBI's taxonomy places the organism in Eukaryota, Fungi, Basidiomycota, Agaricomycetes, Russulales, Bondarzewiaceae. Bases 1 to 1089 code for a protein of 362 amino acids. The transcript has 14 exons.